AAUGCUCCCCACAGAGCAGCAGCAGCAGAGAGAGGAGGAUGGAGAGCCGAGCUAAAUGAAUGAGAUGCGGGCUGAUAGAGACCAAGACAGGCGGAUGAUGAGAGGAUAAACCAAGCCGAUGGAUCACCAAGACCACAAUCUAAAUCCCGGUUUUAACGCUUGGCUAAAUUACGUGAAGAAUUACGCGAACAACAAGAUAUAAAAUUAAAUCUGCUGUUUUGUGAGUGAAGGCUGGUACUGUCGCUCCUACACAUUGACGUUGGUGCAGCUGAUCGCUCUUGGAAGAUGAUACAACCUGGACUAUACACCAAAUAUUUUCUCCAAAAACACCAGACAUGAAGCCCUCUGUUGAAGGAAAACAUCCAGCAUCGCAAAGCAGCGUUAAACGUCUGAUUUGACAGUUAAAAACUACACAAUACCAGACUCCAUUGACGGAAUUUGAUUUUAAUGGCACAGCGGACUAAAAGAAGGAGCCAGCGACUAAAAGUUGGAUUUAUGAACAGUAAAUGUAUUGAUUAUUUAUUCGGCUGAGGUUAAAUAUCUUUACAUGUUACCAGUUUGUCAGAUUUCAGUGUUUUUGCACCACCAGCUGCAGCUAACGGAUGGAUAAAACUAGCUUAUUUUAGCACUAUUUUACAGCUUUAGCUACAGCUAGCUGCUAGGUAGCAUCAGCUGCUGCUUCUCUGCUCAUCAUGCAUGCACAGACACGUUUGCAUGGAUGAAAUCACCAAACAAGAAUGCACCUAAGGGCAUAAUAACAACAACAACAGCACCAGAACAGAGCCCAUGUCUGGACUGAAGACACAACCAGCAGAUCAGCUUUAGUUGGACAGAGACAGAGGAUCAAGCUGUAGCCUCCAGCCUGCUCAACAACACACCACCGACUGAGAGGAUCAUUUACGACUCAACUAAAGCCUCCAAACAUCCAGCAAAAAUGGGCGAGCAGCCCAUCUUCAGUACGCGGGCCCACGUCUUCCAGAUCGACCCGAGCACCAAGAAGAACUGGGUUCCCACCAGCAAACACGCCGUCACGGUCUCCUACUUCUUCGACAACACCAGGAAUGUAUAUCGGAUCAUCAGCCUGGAUGGAACGAAGGCCAUCAUCAACAGCACCAUCACCCCCAACAUGACCUUCACCAAGACGUCGCAGAAGUUUGGUCAGUGGGCCGACAGCCGGGCGAACACCGUCUACGGCCUCGGCUUCUCGUCGGAGAGCAACCUGGCCAAGUUUGCAGAGAAGUUUGCUGAGUUCAAGGAGGCGGCGCGGUUAGCGAAGGAGAAGUCUCAGGAGAAGAUGGAGCUCACCAGCACUCCCUCUCAGGGCGGUGCUGUAAAGAGGAAUGUGUUGUCAGGAAACAAACCCGGUAAAAAGAAGGAGUCGGCCCCGGGCGAUCUGCUGUCACCUAUGACCUCAGAGAGCAUCAACGGAACAGACGACGAGAGAGUCACGCCAGACACGCCACUCACGCCUCAGCACAACGAACCCAGAGCAGAGCCUUCCCAGAAUGCACUGGUCUACUCACACAGUAGGCUAACAGUCUCCCCCUCACCUCCCAGUUCAUCCAACAUCAACAAGCACUGGGAGGCGGAGCUGGCGGCUCUAAAGGGGAACAACGCCAAGCUGACGGCGGCGCUGCUGGAGUCCACGGCCAAUGUCAAACAGUGGAAACAGCAGCUGGCGGCCUAUCAGGAGGAAGCCGAGAGGCUACACAAACGGGUGACGGAGCUGGAGUGUGUGAGCGGCCAAACAACAGUCAUCAAAUCCCAAAAGACAGAACUCAACCAAACGAUAGAGGAGCUGGAGUACGCUCUGAAGGCCAAGGAGGAGGAGUUGGAGAGACUUAAAGAAGAGGUGGAGAGUGCCAACGAGUUUCAGUCUCUAAAAGACUCCCUCACACAGAAACUACAGGACACGGAGUCAAGGAACCAGACGCUGGAGGCCCAUCUGAGCGGUCUGGAGCAGCGUCUGGAGAGCAACCAGCAGGAGCGGGAAGCCUUCCGCACGAGCCUCCGCUCGCUGCUGGAGCUGCUUGACGGGAAGAUCUUCGAGCUGACGGAGCUGCGGGACACGCUGGGGAGGCUCAUCGAGAGCAGCUAGAGAGCGACGGAUACACACCGUCACCACCAACACCACCGCCGCCACCACCACCAGCGCCCGGAGAAGAAACCAUCUGCAUGUUGGCACUCACGUCGUCACUGACACUUGAAUUUUUUUUUUUUCACAUUUCUACGUGUAAAAGUUUACACACGACUUUAUGCAUUAAUGGUACACAACUUUUUUUUGCUACGGUACACGUUUACAAACGAGCCAAGUGAAAGAGGCUUUGCUUGGACCAUGCCUUCCCUCCGCUCCACUCUGGAAUAUUCUCUUAACUACAUGAACAACUCUGAUUUCUUUUUUUUAUUUGUUUCUUGAAUAUCAUGCAGUUUUUGCGUGGAUUUUUGUUCCUUCAAUCAUACAGACUUUAAUUAAUUAAUUAAUUAAAGACAAGUUGCGCUUUCUCUUUUGGUGCAUUCUGCAGCCGCCUGGAGCCGGUGAUUAUUCGUGUUUUUGCUCCAUCUUCUUGUUUUCAUCGUCAGCCAAAUGAACACUUGGGAGUCAGACGAGAAGGACUUUUCCUACUCUGAUUAGUUUUUGUUAUUUGAACUCUGGAGGGCGCUUGGAAUGUCACGAGGAGACAAAUGUUCCUCCUGUGAUUGAAAUCUACGAGGGACUGCCAAAAAAAGAAACAAGCGUCCGGUGAACUUUGUCUUAUAUUCUUCUACAAUAUAUGAGCAAUACAAAAAAGGGAGCAUCAGAGGGUAAAUAAACACUUUCCACUCUCACGUUCAGGUACUUUUACUCCUCUCUCGGAUACGUUUAGACCACAAGCGAGAUUUUAUUCACUUUCUUUCUAUACACUUUUUUUAAAAGAAUAUAAACAAAUUCAUAGUGCACUUGUAAAAAUGGAGUUCGUGUGUGUAUGAGUGAAUCUUUGUUUCUCCUCUUGUUUCUGUUGCGACUUGGAAGUGCAAUGAAUCCUCUUUUUGUUCUUGUUAAUUUAUUGUUCCUGAAGAUGAAAGUUGUACAAAAGCAAAAGAUCUUUUAUUUACAUCUCGUUUUCACUUACUCUUCUUUUUUUAUUGUCUGGUACGUGGGGUCGUCGAGGUAGCUUUGUUCUUUUUGGAAAAAAACUGGCAAUAUUUUUGAACUAUUUAUGAAAAUGAGAAUAUAAAGAAGGCGAUCGCAGGUUGGAUUUGCAGAGAAUCUUUUUUCUUUUGCCAAAUAACGUUUUCCUGUACAGAUUUGAAUUGUUGCCUUUGGUAACUAAACUAGCGGUACUUUAUUUUUUUGUGGGAUUUACUAUUGCCAAAAAUUCAGCGAGGCUAAGAGGAAUAGUAUAUACACCUGAAGAACACUAUUUAAGGGCUUGUUGUUGGUUCGGGUACAUUUGGGAGACUUGAAUGACUUUAGCGGUGACUUUUUGUGUGUGAUCACAUUGACGAAUAUUACAGCUUGAAAGGGAAAAAAAAACAUUUGAAUAAUACUUUUAAAUGUUGAUUAUACCACAUGCUUAAAAACACAAAUUGUAAUUUUGAGUUUAUAGUAAAAGAAAACCAAAUGCAA
This is a messenger RNA of Sebastes umbrosus (honeycomb rockfish), 3607 nucleotides long. RefSeq names its product homer protein homolog 1 (gene homer1). Lineage: Eukaryota; Metazoa; Chordata; Actinopteri; Perciformes; Sebastidae. The transcript is spliced from 10 exons. Gene Ontology annotation, cellular component: plasma membrane; dendrite; cytoplasm. Gene Ontology annotation, molecular function: G protein-coupled glutamate receptor binding. The coding region runs from base 935 to 2098 and encodes 387 amino acids. The record is from RefSeq and is a predicted model, not a curated record. Gene Ontology annotation, biological process: G protein-coupled glutamate receptor signaling pathway; regulation of store-operated calcium entry.